This is a messenger RNA of Daphnia magna, 1413 nucleotides long. RefSeq lists its product as uncharacterized. The record is from RefSeq and is a predicted model, not a curated record. The transcript has 4 exons. The coding region runs from base 1 to 1413 and encodes 470 amino acids. Lineage: Eukaryota; Metazoa; Arthropoda; Branchiopoda; Diplostraca; Daphniidae.
AUGGCCUAUGUUUUAAAUUUUGGUCUCGGUCCCCUUUUUAAUGAAAAUCUACGUGCUCAAGUAAAAAGCAGUAUUUGUAUCACGGGAUACUUUGACGAAUCGACCAACAGAGUCAUCAAGCAAGGUUUCUUCGAGCGAUGCAAAGCACAAGAUUUGCUAGAACAUUUCAAACUGGGAUUUGCUGGUCUUCCUUUUGACAAACUGAUUCAAGUGUCAAUGGAUGGGCCAAAUGUUAAUUGGAGUUUCUUAAAUAAGCUCGAACAGGAUCUUGUGAUCGAACUUAGUGAAAAAAAUGUGGACCCUCCCGGUCGAUUUGAAUUAGGAUCGUGCGGGCUGCACGUUGGCCACGGAGCAUUCCGAAGUGGUCAUGACAUUGUAAAUUGGAAAGUUCAACAGGCUCUCACGUGCAGCUACUGGCUUUUCAAAGAAAGUACCUUGAGAAAAGCUGAGUUUAAAGCAAUAGCAAAGUCAACUUGUUUGCCGAAGAAAUUUUGCUCCACCCGUUGGGUAGAAAAUGUUGAGCCUGCCAAAACUCUACUUGCUAUUUCUCCACAUUUAGAAAUUUUUUUGAAAGAAGCCAAGCAAAGCAGGAAGGAGAGUCUUCACAGCUGGAAAACGCUGGUGGAAUUUUUUAGUGAUCCUUUCUACAAGGCCAAACUUCAGUUUUUUAUUUGUGUUGGACAGGAGAUUGAGCACAAAUUCCAAUCUCUGAACCCAAUGGCUCCAUUGUUAUUUGAAGAACUGUUGCAAAUUUUAACGCAACUUUUAAAACGUUUUUUGAAACCUCAAUUUUUUGAACAAUUUGAAGGACGGCCCUACAAAGUCGUCACUGCCGACUUGGAAAACGAGGAAUAUUUUCUUGCUUGUGAAAAAAUUAAAAUUGGCAGUGGAGCAGUAAGUGAAAAAAUUUCUCGUCAAAAUGUGUUCGAAAAUCAUCGAACGAUCCCCCUUCGAUAUUCAAUCGUUAGGGCAAAAUCUUGUUUUGACCCGGAGGUUCUUCUAUCACAACCCGAGAUUGCACGAAAGAGGAACGAACUUUUGCGCGAAAUUUUCGUUAAAGCUAACCGUCUUACCCAUUCAGACAGUGAUAAAAUUGAAUCUCAAUUUGACAAACUCGUGACAUUAGUUGGCUCUAAGUUGAAACCAGAUUUUGAAGCUUUUCAUCCAGACCCAAGUUGCAAUAUUGAGCAAAAGAGAUUAGUCUACGACUAUAUCAUGAAGGUUGGAGGGCCAAAUAAAGUCGAUAUUGGCUUCCAGAUGAUCAGAGAAGCCCGUUUAGCUUCAAAUCGCUACAAAAUGGCCUUGCAAGAAAAAAAAGCACCAACAAGAUCAGGAAAAGCGACAAUCGCAAAAAAGAAAGUUAGAGACAGAAGCUUUGAACAUCAGACGAAAUAUUGCACGUACGACUGUUGA